This is a messenger RNA of Trichosporon asahii var. asahii CBS 2479, 3558 nucleotides long. RefSeq names its product voltage-gated chloride channel. Gene Ontology annotation, cellular component: early endosome; Golgi apparatus; membrane. Lineage: Eukaryota; Fungi; Basidiomycota; Tremellomycetes; Trichosporonales; Trichosporonaceae. Gene Ontology annotation, molecular function: voltage-gated chloride channel activity. The coding region runs from base 1 to 3558 and encodes 1185 amino acids. The record is from RefSeq and is a predicted model, not a curated record. The transcript is spliced from 5 exons. Gene Ontology annotation, biological process: chloride transport; transmembrane transport.
AUGGCUUCGGAGCGUGCAGAGCGCGAGCGUCCGGAACAGCGCGACCAGCGCGAGCAACGCAGCGGCGGCAAGUCGGCGUCGUCGUAUUCUUCGUCGUCGCGCAUCGGGCGCCCACCAUCGGUGCUCUCUGUCCGCCGCAGUGGAGGCUCGCAUUCAAGGGGUCAGUCGCGGUCAAGCGAAGAGCCCAGCUACCACAGCCAACCUUCCUCGCCCAUGACUUACUUCCCCAACCCGUCCACAUUUACUCAAGAACCAAGUCAUACCAACACAUUCCAACAUCGAUCGUCGAGCGUGCAGACCUCUCCUUCCUUGUCUUCCGCGCGCUUCGUCGGCUCCGUUUCCCAAUCUUCGCUGUCUUCCGAGCCCGACGAUUUAGACGUGUCGUCAAACACGCCCCGACUGCCGGCGACUCACCCGACUGUAUCUGACACCGCCAGCGCUCACCAGCAACAGUUCUACAUGCCUACCCCGUCUGCGCUCCACCUUCCACCUCCGUCGGAGCAGCCGGCUGCGUCCACGUCUGCGCCUUCACCCCGCAUCACUCCUUCCCGGCGUAGCGCUAGUGUCGCCGCGCCCGGCCGCAGCAGGCAAUCGACGACCAACUACGGCGCGACCGAACCGGCGACGCCCGGCUUAUUGCCUUCCUCGUCUGCGAGUACCACGGACAGGGGACGAUCCUCUGACAAUUCUUUACCGUCUGGCUUACCGGGGGGCCUUAACAUUGACCCGCGUCGUAUCGCCAGCACUUCAGGUGCAAUCAUGGUCGGCGGAGGCCCAAGCUCGCGCCACGGGGACGGCCCUGCGCUGCCGCCGCCGAGCUCCUACUCAGGCAUCACUCGAACGCAGCCUCAAACGACCGCCAGCACGCCAAGGCUCCGAACCAGCGCCAUGGGUGAGAACGGUACGGGCUCUGCCAUUCGUUCGGGCUCCAAGACGCCAGGUCCUGUCCCUUCCUCUUCCCGAACUCACCGCCGCGGGGCGAGCACUGCUAGCAACCACCUUGUUCCUACGACGCCCUCUUUAGUCCUCCCAUCGCCCGUUUCGCCAUCUGGCUCGACCAUGUUGAACCGCUUCAAGAAGACGGCGAGCUCGAUCGGCUUUGGUCGCGACCGUGCAGGCGAGUACGAUGCUGACUCGGACUACGAUUCGUACGACGACGGAGAGGAUGACGGCAGACGUGCGAAUGGCACCCGAGUGUGGUACGCGUCGUAUGUCACCAUCGACUGGCUGCACGAUGCCAUCAAGGAGUCGACGCGAGUACGCCGGCUGCGGACACGAGCUCGCCGAUCACUGCGGGGCGCUAUUGCCAACGCCUGGGACCGCUUCCAGGGCUGGCUUCUUGCCACUCUUAUCGGUAUCUUGACUGCCAUGGUCGCCUUCCUCAUCAUCCGCUCGGAGAUGGUCUUCUUCGACCUGAAGAACGGCUACUGCUCCAGCAAGUGGGGAUCGCCGAAACGCUUCUGUUGCGCUCCGAAGGGCCACCCGGACAAUGGUGACGAGGCCUGCGAGGACUGGGUGUCCUGGGGACAAUUCUUCGACAGCAGCGAGACGGACCGCGACGCCUCGUUCUUCAGCGAGCCCGAGUUCAUCAUGUACUUUUGCGUCGCAAUUGCCCUCGCGUGUACCGCCAGUGCUCUGACGUAUUACCUCACCUCGUCGGCAACGCAUGUCACUUCGAAGGACUCGGCCUUCCUCGGCCCCGCGCUCAACACCAACAGCCCUCUGGCGUCACCUGUCAAGCUCCCCGACGAACGUAUGCCUCUCCUCUAUCGCCAGAGCGAGGAGGAGCGUCCUCCUGAGCCGGCCCGUCCCGUCAUUUACUUUGCCGGUGGCAGUGGUAUCCCGGAGAUCAAGACCAUCUUGUCAGGCUUCGUCAUCCACGGCUACCUCGGUCUGUCCACGCUGCUUGUCAAGUCUAUCGGACUUGCCAUGUCUGUCGGAUCAGGCUUGUCGCUCGGCAAGGAAGGCCCCUUCGUCCACAUCGCGUCCUGCAUUGCCAACAUUUGCUCUCGCUUCUUCUCCAAGUACGAGACAAACGAGGGCAAGCGCCGCGAGAUCCUCUCGGCUGCGUGCGCUGCCGGAGUGGCCGUGUCUUUCGGCGCGCCGAUUGGUGGUGUCCUCUUCUCGCUCGAGGAGGUCUCGUACUACUUCCCUCCCAAGGUCAUGUGGCGCUCGUUCUGGUGCGCCGCCUGCGCUGCGCUUGUUCUCAAGGCGCUGAACCCGUACGGCAACGGCUCGAUCGUUCUCUUCGCUGUCACCUACACCUCUGAAUACCACUACUGGGAGUUUGGCAUCUUCAUCAUCCUCGGCAUCUUCGGCGGUCUCUACGGCGCUCUGUUCUCGCGCCUCAAUAUCAUCUGGAGCCGCGACGUCCGCAAGGGCACUUGGGUCGGCCGCCACCCCAUUUUCGAGGUUGCGCUUGUCACCGCCCUCACCUGCGUUGUGUCGUUUAUGAACCCGUACACGCGCCUGGGCGGCAACGAAUUGGUGGGCAAGAUGUUUGCCGAGUGCAGCGUUGACACUACGUCGUCGCUCUGCAUCGGUCCCAACAACCCCGCCGGCAAGGUCAUCUGGACUGUUUUCAUCGCUCUCGUCAUCAAGGCGUCUCUCACGAUCAUCACCUUUGGUCUCGCUCUCCCUGCGGGUAUCUUCAUCCCUUCUCUCGUCAUCGGCGCGUGUUUCGGUCGUAUCGUCGGUAUCGUCAUGGAGCUCGUUCAGCACAAGUACCCCACGCUCGGCAUGUUCGAGGGCUGCACCAAGUGUGUCAUCCCUGGCGUUUACGCCAUGAUCGGUGCGGCUGCCACCCUCGCCGGCGUCACCCGCACCACCGUCUCGCUCGCCGUCAUCAUGUUCGAGCUCACUGGCACCCUCAACUACACCGUGCCCGUCAUGCUUGCUGUGCUCGUCGCGAAGACUGUGGCUGAUGCGCUCGAGAAGCGCGGCAUCUACGAGCUCGUUAUCGAGCUCAAGAAGCUGCCAUACCUGAGCGACAAGGAGGAGGUCCUGUUCGGUGGCCGCUUAGUCUCCGAAGUGAUGGAUCGCGAGGCCCCUACUCUACGUGCUGACAAGCCUCACACCGUCCGUGAGCUCACUGGGCGCCUUCUCGAACUCGUUCGCCUUGGUUACGAGGAUGCCGGAUUCCCGGUGCUCGUCAAGGAGGCGGCCGUGGACCGGGAAGGACGCACGUACCCCGUGUUGCGCGUACUCGGUUUCCUCGGUAUCAAUGAGAUGGAGCAUGCCCUGAACGCACUGGCAGACGAGCCGGACGCGGUUGUCAAUCUCACUCCUGACGAGGUGAUGCGCUCGUCCCGCCUAUCCAUCUUCAGCUUCUCCGAGAGCGUUGAUGGUCGCCACAACCCGUACGACCUGAGCCAGUACAUUGACCGAGCACCCAUCACCGUCCAGAUGCACUCGCCCCUGGAGCUCGUCCAGGAGCUCUUCAUCAAGCUCGGAUCGCGCCAGAUCCUCGUCACCGACUCGCGCGGCACGUACCGCGGCGCCCUGUACAAGAAGCAGUGGAUCGCAUACCUCGACGACCUCGAGCAAGACCAUUCUUGA